This is a messenger RNA of Aspergillus aculeatinus CBS 121060, 1038 nucleotides long. RefSeq lists its product as uncharacterized. Lineage: Eukaryota; Fungi; Ascomycota; Eurotiomycetes; Eurotiales; Aspergillaceae. The coding region runs from base 223 to 747 and encodes 174 amino acids. The transcript has a single exon. The record is from RefSeq and is a predicted model, not a curated record.
GGCUACACAAUCAUUCCGCUGGGUUGAGAGCGGCCACGGGACCUACUUAUAUGGGCCGGAGUACCUGUCGAGAGUUUUCCAGCCACCUCGCCAGUCGACCUCGCUGGUUGCAUUGGGGCAUUGCUUGGGUGCUUUGCUUGGAUAGACCAGGAGUCCCACGUUUACAGACCUCACAAGCGAACAUGAUGGUUUACACAGUCGAAAGCUUAGUCGAGUUCUGAAAUGGGCGGUGAUGAGCUGACUGGCCAGAAGGCAGUCCUCUAUCAUUCUCACAUGCUAAGUAAUCGAUGGCAGGAUCAAAGGCGUCUUUGCGGCCAUCUCUCGGCGUCAGCGUCAGGGGUUUACAAGGAGCCAGGGUUGGCUGAGUCAGAGAUUUCACUGCUCAUUGCCUCCCCCACAGACAAGAUUUCCAUGAACGUAUGGAGUAGUACUUCAGUUCCCACAGCAACGCCAUGUGAAGAACCAAUUUCCCAAGAAUCUCUGAUUUACCGCCAAGCCGGUCCGAAUCUACCAAGUACCAGGAUCCGCCCUUUUGAGUACCGGAGCCUUGAUCCACCAAUCACGAGAAGAGAAAUGAUCGCGCUCAGGUACCCUCUGCACCAGCAUUCCCCGUGCAACGUGAGGUGCAUUUGUUGUGGUGGUACGCUGGCCCCUGCGUUUCAAGGACAUUCCAGAGGGAGGGUUGGGGGAUGGGAUCGGGGCGGAAAUCAGAUCCGCUUCGGGGUUGCGGGAUCAACCUUCACCUAGCUGAAUUGGGUUGCCAUCUAUUCACAACGGAGACGGUUGCAUCGGAGAGGUCCCGCUGUGGCGCCCUGGUCACGAGAUUUUGGCAAUGAUAGACAGAAGAUCGCAUUAAUGCAGAGAUGAUAUCACCUCGGCUCUCCUGGUCAUGUGUCAGUCUGCCUGUCGAAUGGUGGCUGCAAGCAAUGUUGGUGACCGCAACGGCCGCUUCGGCAUCCUCUUCUUACUCGUACCUCAAUCGCUGAGAUCACUAAUCUCCAAGAGCAACCCGAGGGAGUCGACCUGGUCAACGAGGCC